Messenger RNA from Botrytis sinoallii, 2331 nucleotides. RefSeq lists its product as uncharacterized. The record is from RefSeq and is a predicted model, not a curated record. NCBI's taxonomy places the organism in Eukaryota, Fungi, Ascomycota, Leotiomycetes, Helotiales, Sclerotiniaceae. The coding region runs from base 1 to 2331 and encodes 776 amino acids. The transcript is spliced from 3 exons.
AUGGAUUAUUCAAAAACACUCUCAGCCGGAGAUCUUACAGCAUCAUCAGUAUCUGCCUAUGCCAUCGAUAAAUUUAAGACUCUUGAAUCUCACUGCUUCAUACCAGAACCCCCAAAUCAUCACCCACACUAUAGUAGAAAAGUUAUUAGCGAUGCAGAUCGGCCAACUCUAAAACCAAUCAUUCAUCGUCUGUACAUCAUUGAUAAUUUGACAUUUCUCAAAGUCAAGGAGGCGCUCAAUUUGGAGUUCGGAUACAAUAUCACGAAACGGCAAUUUACUCGAAAAGUCGAAAGCUGGGGCUUUAAAAAGAAUUUUGGGAAAAAUGAAAGAGAUGAGAUUGUGAAGAGCGAAAAGAUUCCUCAACGGUUUAUACACGACACACGAAUUAACCAAAAAAGGGUUGAGCGCUUGCAGAAAAGAAAUGCCGCGCGCAUGGGUCUUGGAGUUGAAAGCGAAGAUAAUGAGAGAUCUCUCGUACAGGACCAGGACUUUUCUCCAGAAACGAACGCAAUCAACCAAGCUUCAUUGGACCCUGAACCCUGCUAUACCAUGACCGGGGAUCAAAACACGGCACUUGAAGACCACGACAUGACUAUAGAAGAGAUCCCCAGAUCAGAGUUUCGUCAUGACAUAGUCACACAAAACACCGAAGAUGAAUGGCCUUUCAGUCAAUCUGCUGAAGAUGAUUCCGGAAUUUCAUGGUUGGCUGAAUUUUUUGUGCAGCUUGAGAUUGCAGAAAUCAUCGCAUCUACAAGUUUUGAGACCGAGAAGGAAAAGCAGUGGGAUGUCGAAGAAGCACGAUUCAUAUCUGGGACGGAUUUGAAAGCACUUUCCAACCCAUACGAUAAAACUUUAGUAUGGGGUGGGUCUUUCCUGGCUCAAAGGAAUAACCACUACCCACAUCACCUUUCUGCUAGGAGUACCUCGCUACAAACCGACAAUUCAGGAAUAUAUCAAUGUCGCUGGAGUCCUCUGUUCGAGAUUGACAUCUUCCCACCAUUUAGAAACUCCAACGAUCGCAUUCAGAACAAUUUUCUUCAUUCACUUGCAUCGUUCAAAAGGAUGUUAGUAGAUUUAGAGUCGAAAUUGUCGAAAUUGGAAAGAGUACUACCAGCGAAUUCUCCAGCAAUCAUUUCGACCCUGGAGUACUUGAUUUUUGUCUACCACCGACUUCCUUGGAAGAGAAAAGUUGCAAUGACAUGCAGAAAGCUCUUGUGUGCAAGACAAAAGGAACGAUUCCCUAAUACGUACAAGAUUGUAGAAUCAUGUCUUUGGAUUGUCGAUUCCUGCAUUGCUUUGGGGGCAUUGAUGAUUGGGAGAGAUCUGCAUCUCAUUUUGCACCCAAAGAUAGAAGAGGCUGUGGAUUCUCAACAUCCACUACAUAUUCAUUCAUCUUAUUUGAUGGCCAAGAUCUUACAUCGAAUUAACCAGGAUCGCGAAGCUGAAAAUAUAAUCCGUCCUUUGAUGCAGACAGUUCUAGCUACAUUAGGGCACAACCACUUAUUAACCAUUAAAGUCAUGAAUCUAUUGUCUUUGAUCUUGAAAAGAAAGCAUUAUCUGAUCGAGGCCAAUAGGCUUUCUAGAUACAGUCUUCAAGUGUCCAUUCAAUCAGGCUUGGGUGUAGCUUGGUUCGAAAGCGCAAGCACACUCAUCUUUGUAUUAGAAGCCCAGGACCUUUACAACGAGAGUAUCAAUCUGUCUCAUCACAUAUCCAAAUUAUCAGCCGAAGCCUUUCUUGGUGAAAAGCUUACAUGCCAUAUUCAUCACAUAAUAAUGGCCAGAGCCCUCUUGCAACAAAAUGAAGCUUCAAAGGCAGUUAAUAUGCUCAAGGGUAUCCAAAAUUCCCCUUACGCAAAUGAAUCGAAUGAAAUGUUCAUAGAGGUAGAGUUUAAAGGCGUCCUGGGAAACGCUCUUUGGAAACAGGGAAGUAAUUGGGAAGCUAUAGUUUGCUUCAAAGAAUCUCUCAAAUCAAUUGUCAAAAUGUUCGGAUGGGAUCAUUCAAUUGUUUUUUUACAUUGCAAGAUAAUUGUAAAUCACUUGGGCUCACCCAUUGCAGGAUGGAUCGAGGAAACCGAAGAUAGAAUGUACAGAAUGCGAGGAGGGGUUGAAGAUGACGAUAAUAGCAUUUCUGAGGAUUAUUAUAAGGAGAACGAAGCAUGUUCUGAAGACGCUGGGAUGAAAGAUCAUGGUAUUCAUGAGGAAGAGGACGAUGACAAGGCUCAAUUUGAAGGUCGCGGGCCAAGGUUGGAUGAUAUAUUCAAUACGGAACGAGACAUCUCUAAGGACAUAACCUUUGAGGAGCUAGGUCUUGAUGAGGAUUUCUCAUUAUAA